AUUCACUGCCAAAGUGUCAACUUCUGUGUUCUUGAUACCUUCCCUUUUCCACUCCUUCCCUUAAUAUAUAGAGCCUCGAGCUCCUCAGUUUCCAAUCCCUGUACUCUUCUUCUUCUUCUCUCUCUCUGAAACUUCUCUGUUUCCGCAAGGAUUCUCUCCUUAUUUAACGGGAAUAUCCGAAGUUUCAGCUUCUCUAAACUCAUCUGCAUUGCCAUAUUUUUCCAACUCACUGCAUUCAACAAACAAACACACACAUUUACAGCAUGGAAAGGCUAACACAACUCAUUUCAAUGCUUCCCCUGUUUUUCCUUCUUCUUCCAUCUUUAUCCUUUGCUGGUCAUGACUAUGGCCAAGCACUUAGCAAAAGCAUUAUGUUCUUUGAAGCUCAAAGAUCUGGUGUUCUUCCUCAUAACCAGAGAGUUUCAUGGAGAUCUCAUUCUGGUCUUCAAGAUGGUAAAGCAAGUGGGGUAGAUCUAGUGGGUGGAUACUAUGAUGCAGGUGAUAAUGUAAAAUUUGGAUUACCAAUGGCGUUUACUGUUACAAUGAUGUCAUGGAGCAUUAUUGAAUAUGGUAAACAAAUGGCUUCUAGUGGUGAACUUGGUCAUGCCAUGGAAGCUGUGAAAUGGGGUACUGAUUAUUUCAUCAAAGCUCAUCCUGAACCUAAUGUUCUCUAUGGAGAGGUAGGAGAUGGGAACACUGACCAUAAGUGUUGGCAAAGGCCGGAGGAUAUGACCACUGACCGUCAUGCUUACAAGGUUGAUCCAAGUAAUCCCGGGUCGGAUCUUGCCGGAGAAACCGCCGCCGCUAUGGCUGCUGCUUCCAUUGUAUUCCGCCGUUCUAAUCCUGCUUAUUCACAUGAACUCCUCCGUCAUGCCUAUGAGUUGUUUGAUUUUGCGGAUAAAUACAGAGGCAAAUAUGACAGCAGCAUCACAGUUGCACAGAAGUACUACAGAUCCAUCAGUGGAUACAAUGAUGAAUUGCUUUGGGCUGCUGCAUGGUUGUAUCAAGCAUCUAACAACCAAUAUUACUUGGAUUACCUUGGUAGAAAUGGUGACUCCAUGGGUGGAACUGGUUGGCAAAUGACUGAAUUCAGUUGGGAUGUUAAGUAUCCCGGAGUUCAAACUUUAGUUGCGAAGUUCCUGUUGCAAGGAAAAGCUGGAGCUCAUGCACCAGUGUUUGAAAAAUAUCUGCAAAAGUCCGAGUAUUUCAUGUGUUCAUGCCUUGGAAAAGGUUCUCACAAUGUUCAGAAGACACCUGGUGGACUCAUAUACCGCCAAAGAUGGAACAACUUGCAGUUUGUCACAAGUGCUUCCUUUUUAGCCACUGUCUAUUCUGACUACCUUGUUUCUUCUGGUAGAAACUUGAGAUGUGAUUCCGGCAAUGUCCCUUCUUCCGAGCUUCUCUCAUUCGCAAAGUCUCAGGUGGACUACAUUCUUGGAGACAACCCAAGAGCUACAAGUUACAUGGUGGGAUAUGGAAACAAUUUCCCUCAAAGGAUUCACCACAGAGGUUCCUCCAUUGUUUCAAUCAAGGCUAAUCCUUCAUUUGUCAGCUGCUUUGGAGGUUACAAUACUUGGUUUAGUAGCAAAAGGAGCAACACUAAUCAACUUACUGGUGCUAUUGUUGGUGGACCUGAUGCAUAUGAUGACUUUGCUGAUGAAAGAAAGAACUAUGAACAAACAGAACCAGCAACCUACAACAAUGCUCCUCUUUUAGGUGUUCUUGCACGACUCAGUGGCGGUCAUGGUGGCUACAACCAGCUCCUUCCAGUUGUUGUUCCAGCUCCUACUAGGCCUGUUGUUGUUCCAGCUCCUAGACCCGUUGUUACCAAGCCACAUUUAUCUCCCAAACCAAGGAUAACUCCAUCCCCAGCGUCAAAGUCAGGCCCAAUUUCCGUUGAACAGAAAAUGACCAAAUCUUGGGUUGCCGGUGGCAGAACAUACUAUAGAUAUUCAACAAUUGUGACUAACAAAUCAACCAAGAAUCUCAAGUCUCUCAAUCUUUCGAUAUCCAAGCUUUAUGGUCCACUUUGGGGACUCACAAAGUCUGGUGAUUCAUACACAUUCCCAGCAUGGAUUAAUGCUUUAUCAGCAGGUAAAAGCCUCGAAUUUGUCUACAUCCAUUCUACCACUCCCGCAGAUGUCUCAGUCGCAAACUACUUGUUGGCCUGAGAAUGAUCGAUUUGGUUUAAAACGUCGGGCAGCUACAGUUUAAUGCUUUCUUGUGUAAUACGAAAUGUGCAGUGAGGAGAGAUUCUUAAGAUUCUCCUUUUUCAUUUUCAUUUUGGUGUCAAAUCUUCUACUCUUGUGUAUUUUGCAUUUCAAUUAGGAUAGAUGAAAAUAGAUAGAUUAUAUAUAAGAUGGAAGGAGCGGAUCAGAAAGGAGUGAAGAGACAAGAAAGGAGUGCUCAUCCUCUUUCGUAUCCGCUUUACAACUUAUAUACAGUGAGUGAUACAAGACAGACAGACAGCGAAAAAGAGUGAUAGUUGAGAAGUUCAGAAUUUAAAUGAACUUCUUAACAUGUUAGAGAAGAGUCAUCACUUGUAUUUUUUCUAAAGCUUUGGAUGUCUUUUCUGUGUGUGAUGUUGCAAGCUUUGCAGCAAUUGUACUUCAUAUAUAACAGUUUGUGGAAUAGUAUUAUGUUUAUGUGCUGUGCAA
Messenger RNA from Trifolium pratense (red clover), 2657 nucleotides. Its product is annotated as endoglucanase 6. NCBI's taxonomy places the organism in Eukaryota, Viridiplantae, Streptophyta, Magnoliopsida, Fabales, Fabaceae. Gene Ontology annotation, biological process: carbohydrate metabolic process. The coding region runs from base 264 to 2171 and encodes 635 amino acids. The record is from RefSeq and is a predicted model, not a curated record. The transcript is spliced from 9 exons. Gene Ontology annotation, molecular function: hydrolase activity, hydrolyzing O-glycosyl compounds; carbohydrate binding.